CAUAAUUACUGAUGUUGGAUGCAUCAGUCUCUAACCAUUUUCUGAUCCUAACUGCCUUUUGUCUUUUUGCAUAUUUUUUACUAUGUUUGAUUAGAUGUCGAUAUAAUGAGUCUCUGAAGAUCAGGAAAAGAGAUUUUGAUAAAAUAUUGCAGCAGCCAGAAAUGGUUUAUCAGAAUCAGACCCCAAGUGCUGGGAGUAAGCUGGUUUUCUUUGGAAAUGGAGAUGGUGGCUAUUCAGUAAAAGAGCUGAUGCAUUCAGCGUCCAAGGUGUUAUGGAAGGGAACUUUUGGAACCAGUUUCAAGACAGAAUUGAAGGGUGGAAAUGCUGUGAUGGUCAAAAGGUUAAAGGGCAGUUGUUCUUCUGAGACAGAAUUCAGGGAGAGAGUUCUAGAGAUUGGAAUUUUGCUUCAUGAAAAUCUGCUUCCACUCAGAGCAUAUUGCUGUUAUCAGAAUGAAAAUUUUCUUGUGUAUGAUUGUAUGCGUAUGGGAAGCCUGGCAAAGCAUUUGCACGGAAAAACAUCUCCAAAGGACAGUCCACUUACCUGGCAAGUCAGAUGUAAGAUAGCUUUUGGAGUUGCCCGGGCUAUUCAUUAUCUCCACACAACUGGUUCAAACAUUUGUCAUGGAAACAUAAGAUCAUCAAAUGUCCUCUUGACUGAUACUCUUGAUGCCCGCUUGUCAGAGUUUGGCAUCGUUAGACUUAUUUCACCAGAACAUAAACCCGACCUCAUUAAUGGCUAUCGUGCACCAGAAGUGAGAAAUGCUCAUGAAGUUUCUCAAAAAUCUGAUGUCUACAGCUUUGGAGUCCUGCUGUUGGAGCUACUAACUGGAAUAAAGCCAGUCGGCACCAUUUCUCCGACUACCGGUGUUUACCUGGCUGAAUGGGUAAGAACAAUGAUCAGGGAGAAACCAAUUCUUGAAGUUUUCGAUGAUGAACUAUUACUCGAGUAUCAGGCUGACUUUGAAGGGCAAAUGGUUAAACUAUUAGAACUUGCAAUUUGUUGUACUUUUGAGUAUCCAGACAGAAGACCUUUAAUGAGUGCUGUAUUAAAGCGGAUGAGGGAGACUUGUAGUUUAAGCUCUGAAGAUUAAAUUGUGUUAAGCGCUCAUGUUUAUCUGAGGCC
Coffea arabica (coffee) is the source of this 1123-nucleotide messenger RNA. RefSeq names its product probable inactive receptor kinase At1g48480. Lineage: Eukaryota; Viridiplantae; Streptophyta; Magnoliopsida; Gentianales; Rubiaceae. The record is from RefSeq and is a predicted model, not a curated record. Gene Ontology annotation, molecular function: protein kinase activity; ATP binding. Gene Ontology annotation, biological process: protein phosphorylation.